This is a messenger RNA of Heterostelium album PN500, 1644 nucleotides long. It is a transcript of the gene sgkC, whose product is annotated as diacylglycerol/lipid kinase family protein. Gene Ontology annotation, cellular component: intracellular membrane-bounded organelle; membrane; cytoplasm. Gene Ontology annotation, biological process: sphingosine biosynthetic process. The transcript is spliced from 2 exons. The record is from RefSeq and is a predicted model, not a curated record. Bases 1 to 1644 code for a protein of 547 amino acids. NCBI's taxonomy places the organism in Eukaryota, Evosea, Eumycetozoa, Acytosteliales, Acytosteliaceae.
AUGUCUGAAGUUGCAACUAAAUUUAUAAAUAUCUUUUUAAAAGAUAAGAAGCGUAUGGACCCUGAGAGAGUAAAGGCCAAAGCUGCGCAGAAGCUAGAGAAACGUUCAGGUAAAAAGACAGUAUAUCAACAUUCACAACCAACGGAAGCCAACGCUUCCACCAUUAUAUACGAAUUUUCAGAGGCCGAGAAAACAUCACCACAAGGCGCAGACACUAUCUCUGCCACACGUAGAAGUUGGUCAGAGCAAAUGGAUAGUGACAAAGAGAAUUUCGUAGGAGAGAGAGAGUUUACCGACAAUUCAUUACUAUCGCAUCCAUCGUUCUUGGAGCCAUCGCGUGUCAAGCGCAUACAAGUUCAAAGUGUAGCAAUUAUAUAUAAUCCAUUCUCUGGUUCCAAGAUUGGUGAGAAGAUCAUGAAUGAAGCCAGAAACUACUUUGAAGUACAUGGUUUGACCGUUCAGAUUAUUCCAACCGAAUACAAAGGACACGCAGAGGAUCUGUGCAGAAACAUCGACGUUACCAACGUCGACGCCAUCUGUUUGGUCGGUGGUGACGGAACCAUUCACGAAGCCGUCAACGGUAUCAUGAAGAGAGAUCCAGAGACUCGUGAGAAGUUUGUUCUCGCCUGUCUGCCAGCCGGUACCGGUAACUCUUUCGUCAUGGAGCUCCAAGGAACUCUGAGUAUCAAGCACAUCUGUGAGAGAAUUCUCAACGGUCUCACCGUGCCAAUCGAUAUAGCCAAGGUUACAUGUGUCAAGAAAGACAUGAUUUCACAAGAGUGCAAUAGAAGAAAGAUGGAAUUCCGUACACUCAAAUCAACACUUGCCAACGUCGAUCUCAAUUCCAGUCAGCUUUCAUCUUCGCUUGACGCCAAGAGAAAGUCAUAUCACGAUCUCAAGACCGUUAGACCGGACAUUCUGAUGGAGUAUGGUGCACAUCUCGCAGAGGAGGAGCACUUGGAGACUCCACCCGAAGUUAUUUAUAGUUUCAAUUCUCUUCAUUGGGGACUCGGUUCAAAAGUUAAUAUCACUGCCGAGAAGAUGCGUUGGAUGGGCAAGGCUGUCAGAUACACUACCGCUGCACUGCUAGAGCUGUUUAAGGGAGAGAAGAUUUUGGCACGUAUCGAGUACGAGGAUGCAAAUGGUGAGAUUUCAGCGUUAGAGGACGAGUUUUGUUUGGCAAUUGUAAAUAAUAUUCAAGGAGCUGCCAAGGGUAUGAAGAUGGCACCAAAGGCCAAGCUGAAUGACGGUCUCUUUGAUCUCAUCCUGAUCAAAUCGUCCAAGACAUUCGAUUUGAUGAACAUUUUCGCAAAGAUUUACGAUGGUACACACACAGAGCUUGAUUUUGUCAUAUAUAAGCAGGUCAAGCGUUUCAGUAUUACACCAUUCAAGAAGGACAAAGAGAGAAAGAAGCGUUUGCACAAAGAGAAGAAGAGAAUCAAAGCCGCCAAGAAGACCGGUCAAGAGAUUGACAAAACACCACUUGAAAUUUUAAAGACCGAAUGUAAUACAAUUUUAUCAGAACUAGAGGAUCAAAUAGAUGAAGAAAUUAUAGAUAUAGACGGAGAGUUGAAAGGUACCACUCCUUUUAUUUGUGAAGUACUCCCUAGAUCGAUCAGGGUAGUUUCUGUCGGAAAGAUUUAA